Messenger RNA from Carlito syrichta (Philippine tarsier), 3754 nucleotides. RefSeq names its product interferon regulatory factor 2-binding protein 2. Gene Ontology annotation, molecular function: transcription corepressor activity. The annotation marks the transcript as partial. Gene Ontology annotation, cellular component: nucleus. The record is from RefSeq and is a predicted model, not a curated record. Gene Ontology annotation, biological process: regulation of transcription by RNA polymerase II. Lineage: Eukaryota; Metazoa; Chordata; Mammalia; Primates; Tarsiidae. The transcript is spliced from 2 exons.
CUGUCGGGGGACAGGCACAGUCACAUGCACGGUUCGGGCCAGGGUGCCUGCCUGUGUGGACUCAGGCAGCUGGCUCCGUGCGUGCCGCGUUCUGUGGCUUCGCUUUCUUUGAAGCCGGCGCCCAGCCUCAGAGCCCCGCAGUUGCACGAACGGCAAGGAAGAGGAAGCCUUCUCCAGAGCCAGAAGGUGAAGUCGGGCCCCCUAAGAUCAAUGGAGAGGCCCAGCCAUGGCUGUCCACGUCCACAGAAGGGCUCAAGAUCCCCAUGACUCCCACAUCCUCUUUUGUGUCUCCACCACCACCCACUGCCUCACCUCAUUCCAACCGGACCACACCGCCCGAAGCGGCCCAGAAUGGCCAGUCCCCCAUGGCAGCCCUGAUCUUAGUAGCAGACAACGCCGGGGGUAGCCAUGCCUCGAAAGAUGCCAACCAGGUUCACUCCACUACCAGGAGGAAUAGCAGCAGUCCGCCCUCUCCGUCCUCUAUGAACCAAAGAAGGCUGGGUCCCAGAGAGGUGGGGGGCCAGGGGGCGGCCAGUACAGGCGGACUGGAGCCAGUGCACCCCGCCAGCCUCCCGGACUCCUCUCUGGCAGCCACCGCCCCCCUGUGCUGCACCCUCUGCCACGAGCGGCUGGAGGACACCCACUUCGUGCAGUGCCCGUCCGUCCCUUCGCACAAGUUCUGCUUCCCUUGCUCCAGACAAAGCAUCAAACAGCAGGGAGCUAGUGGAGAGGUCUAUUGUCCCAGUGGGGAGAAAUGCCCUCUUGUGGGCUCCAAUGUCCCCUGGGCCUUUAUGCAGGGGGAGAUUGCAACCAUUCUCGCUGGAGAUGUGAAAGUGAAAAAAGAGAGAGACUCGUGACUUUCCGGUUUCAGAAAAACCCAAUGAUUACCCUUAAUUAAAACUGCUUGAAUUGUAUAUAUAUCUCCAUAUAUAUAUAUAUAUCCAAGACAAGGGAAAUGUAGACUUCAUAAACAUGGCUGUAUAAUUUUGAUUUUUUUUGAAUACGUUGUGUUUCUAUAUUUUUUUUGACGACAAAAGGUAUGUACUUAUAAAGGCAUUUUUUUCUUUUGUUAACGUUAUUAGCAUAUCUUUGUGCUUUAUUAUCCUGGUGACAGUUACCGUUCUAUGUAGGCUGUGACUCGCGCUGCUUUUUUUAGAGCACUUGGCAAAUCAGAAAUGCUUCUAGCUGUAUUUGUAUGCACUUAUUUUAAAAAGAAAAAAAAGCCAAAUACAUUUUCUGACAUUGUAAGAUUGCCUUACUGUCUGUUAUUCCUUACUGCUGGCCCCUUUCUCAGGCUGGAGGCCUCUUGGUGGAGAAGGAAAGGAAAGGAGCGAAAGGGGCACUGCUGUCAAGCGGGCAUGCCACUGGGAGAUAUGACCAGGUUUACCCCGAAACAUUGUCCUUUCGGAAGAAUAGGCAAAUAGAUUUUGACUCUCUAUUUUGUUCUUAAAGUUUGGUUCUUGGGAUAUGAUGACUGUCUGAAAGGUGCUGCUGGGAGAUUUUCAGGAUUGCGUGGUCUUUUGGGGGGUAUUUUUUUUUUUUUACAACAAAGUUGACCACUGUUCACUGUCCACGUGAUCAGUUGUAAGAUUACAACGCUGCAUGCUAGUUGGUUACAUAAGACACAAUUCCAGUGAUGGAAGGCGGUUUCUAAUGUGGUGGUGUGUACAAGAUGGCACUGCCAUCUUUGAGCAGGGCCUGGCUCUGCAGCGCCACUUCUUGUUCAACACCCUAGAGCUCUGUUCGUUGUUGCUGUUGUCCUUUCCUUUGGAAGGAGUCGCCAGAGAAGUUACAGUUCAGGUGAACUUGGAGAUUGUGGGAUUGGUUUUGUUUCUGUUUUGUGUUUUGUUUUUUUAUCAUUUACCUGUCGUGCUAUUGCUGUUGAUACUAUCACCUACACCCUGUUUCUAGUGAGUGCUAAAUACAGUAUGGUACAAAUGACAGUAACAGCCGCGUGGUGCAGCCAGGACUGCCCGUGGGCAUAUCAGUGACAGCCCGAGUGUGGGUGGAGGAAACCUGUAAUUUCCUUCUUACGUGUGUUUGAAAUACCAAGUGAAUAAUACUGUUCUUCUGGAAAGAAAAUGAUAAAACUAGUGAAAAUUAAAGAAAUUGAGGGUUUUAUAUAAUAGGCCCCACCUCUCAAACUAUUUUUAGAAGCCUUUUGUAAACUAAUUUCUUUCGAUCACUAUUUUGCAUCAGUAAAAUGAUUUUUUUAAACCAAUAAAUCAUCGGUUAUUAGAAAUAGUUGUCUCACAGUGAUACUGGUUUUUCUUUUGUACUGUUAUGAUUUAACAUUGACAGGAACACUAUUUAAAUCCUUAUGUUCAGGUGUCUGUAACUUGGCCUUAUAAUUAGGCUGAAUCAUGGCUUCAAGGUCUACUACGAUUUCUGUGUAUGGUUCACAGCCUACCUUCUAUUUUAAUUUGAAAAUACAGUUUUACCAACUUUGGAUUCUUUUUUGGUUAUGUGUUUGUCUUUUUUAAAUUGCUCAAAAUAUUUUUUAAUGGUCAAGUUACUAACACUUGAAAGUCAGAUACUGCACCAAAUACAGUAUUUUUUCUGUAGUGUUUUUAAUGAGUGCACCUAUUAUUAAUGCUGUGCGAAUUCAUAUUACCAGUCAUUGUUAUAGUACAGACAGACUUGCAUGAUUAACCGGUUUGUUGUUACACUUUUUUUUUUUUUUUUUUAAUUGGAGUAUAUAUGACUCAGAUCAGACUGGUCUCUCUUACGUGAAUGCACACAUGCAGAAACGCAGAGUCAAUUUUACAUGCCCGUAAAGACAUUUGUAAAGAAUUAAGCUAUUAUGGUCUGUUGUAUAAAUGUGUAUCUAGGCACUUUAUUAUAACUGGAAUUUGACCUCAUAGAUGUUACAACUUGAUCCGUCAUUUGACCUAAUUUGUGGUAGCUAUCUGUAUGUUUUGCAAUCUUAAUACAGAUAAGCUUUCCAAAAAGAUUAAUACAGAACCGUCCUGCUGUUUUGGAUAAGUCUAUCCAGCUGUGGAAAAGGCAACCUAUGGUUUCUCUGUGCUGGUGAUUAAGGGGGAGAAUAUGAACUGUUUUAAAGGGCUGCGUAUUCCGGUUACUUCUGUUAAAAAAUAAGAUCUGCACUGGUCUGACUGGCCCUUGGGUGGCCUUCGUGGAAGGCUUGUAGCUGGAAAGCGUUGAUUUGGAUUAUUUUUCUGGCAUUCUUUUAAGUUAAAAAGUGAUCACUGGGACAUGGGCUUGAUCUUUUGUUGCACCUGAAGACAGUGCAGAGAUUCUCCACAGCUGGAUAAAAAUGGCAGAAAGCUACUUACUGUACAUGGGCAGUAUCAGAUUUCAAAUCCUAGUAUUUCAGCUGUGCUUUUAAUACUCAAAAUAUUAGGGGUUGGGGUGUUGAAGCUUUCCCUCUUUUGCUUUAACAGUUUAUAGAAUUUAACAGAUGUACUGUCUUUCAUGUGGCCUCACAUUUAAAGUUAUGAGAACGUACACAUGGUUUACAACUUUUACUAUAUACCUUUCCUUGGCCACCAAGUAUUUUAAAAGUGUGCCACCUUUUAACCUUUACUUUUUUUUUUAAGUUGAAGGUGAUACUUUUUCUAUAUAUGAUGAAACUCAUGUCAACUGAAGUGAGUGUAAUUUCAGAUAUCAACAUUAUAUUUUAAAAUCACGCUAUGGAAAUAUCACCUGCAUUCUGUCAUUUGUCAGAUUUACAGUACCUUUCUUUUUUUCUUUAACUUUUAGCAUUAAAUAAAAUAAAAUUGGGAGCACUGAA